Messenger RNA from Coregonus clupeaformis (lake whitefish), 7074 nucleotides. RefSeq names its product muscleblind-like protein 1. NCBI's taxonomy places the organism in Eukaryota, Metazoa, Chordata, Actinopteri, Salmoniformes, Salmonidae. The record is from RefSeq and is a predicted model, not a curated record. The transcript is spliced from 10 exons. Bases 745 to 1944 code for a protein of 399 amino acids. Gene Ontology annotation, molecular function: metal ion binding.
GAAGCCUGUAGCUGUUUGGACCUGCUAAACCACACCAGGAGCCCAAGGACUGCCAACCCUGCCCUCUGAGCUUUCUGACCCCUGGUUGUGCCAUAAUCCCUUCAUGACAAGUCUACCCCUCUCUGGAACUGUGUCUUAUAACCUGACUGUGACAACACAUAGGAUUGUAUUCCAUCUGUGUGGGUGAGAGGGGACUGUCCACUCGCUGUCCCUCCACUCCCUCCCCUGCUCCCUGCUCCCUCCACACAUCGUGGGCCAACCAGAUCAAUAACGUGUUUCACCAUCUGUCUCACCUGACUGUUCAGCUGUGGAGAAAGAGAAAGAGAGAGAGAGAGAGACAGAGAGAGAGAGACACAGAGAGAGAGAGAGAGACAGAGAGACACAGAGAAAGAGAGACAGAGAGAGAGAGGUGGAGAAAGGAGCUCAGAAGUUGGUCCAGCCUGCACAAAGCAAGCCGUCAGUGCCACCAUCCCAUACCCUGGGUGACAGGCACUGCAGGAAUCUCAUCAGUCCCAGUAAAAGUCUCGUAGGAUGGGCUAUAGAUCCUAGGAGACUCCCAGGCCAACCUCCACAAACAGGCCUCGGAUAGAAAACACUUUAAGAUUGGAUAGUUUUAUUUUUAUUUCUCCUCUUCAGUUUGAUUUCUCUCAGUGCCAUCAGAAGCAAACCUUCUCACACACUCUGAGACCUCACUUUUGCCUUUAUAUCGGUUGCUCUUAAUCGACUACUCCUGCCUGGUUCAAAAUGGCGGUCAACGUGACUCCAAUUCGGGACACAAAAUGGCUGACCCUGGAGGUGUGUCGUGAGUUCCAGAGAGGGACGUGCUCUCGACCAGACAGCGAGUGUAAGUUUGCCCACCCUGCCAAGAGCUGCCAGGUGGAGAAUGGACGAAUCAUCGCCUGCUUUGACUCCCUCAAGGGUCGUUGUUCCAGGGAGAACUGUAAGUACCUCCACCCUCCACCCCACCUGAAGACCCAGUUGGAGAUCAACGGCAGGAACAAUCUGAUCCAACAGAAGAACAUGGCCAUGCUGGCACAGCAGAUGCAGCUCGCCAACGCCAUCAUGCCCAGCACACAGCUACAGUCCACAUGUAUGCCGGUCCCCAUGUUCUCUGUGACGCCCAGCCUUGCCUCCAAUGCCAGUGCUGCUGCGGCGGCAGUUGCGUUUAACCCCUACUUGGGCCCGGUGUCACCCGGCCUGAUGCCCGCUGAGAUCGUGUCCAGCGCCCCGGUCCUGGUGACCAGUAACCCCAACGUCCCAAUGCCCUCCACUGCUGCUGCCGGCGUACAGAAACUCAUGAGGACAGACAGACUGGAGGUGUGUCGGGAGUACCAGAGAGGCAACUGUAUGCGGGGGGAGAAUGACUGUCGCUUCGCCCACCCCUCAGACAGCACCAUGAUAGACACCAACGACAACACAGUCACCGUGUGUAUGGACUACAUCAAGGGCCGCUGCUCCAGGGAGAAGUGUAAAUACUUCCACCCUCCAGCCCACCUGCAGGCCAAGAUAAAGGCUGGCCAACACCAGGUCAACCAGGCUGCCGCCGCGGCAGCCAUGGGGCUCCCACCUGUUUUACCUCCAUUACCAAAGAGACCCAUACUUGAGAAAGCCAACGGUGCCACCGCCAUGUUCAACGCCGCUGGCAUGUUCCAGUACCAACAGUACCAGCAGGCCCUGGCCAACAUGCAGUUUCAGCAGCAGUUCAUCCCGUCAGGCUCAAUAUUGUGCAUGACACCUGCAACAAGUGUUGAGUGGGACUGGACUGGACUGGGACGGACUGUGGGUUGCAGACAGGUACCCAUGAUGCACGGUGCUGCGCCCGCCGCUGCGUCUGCAGCCACCUCCUCUGCCACAAGUGUUCCCUUUGCAACCGCAACAGCCAAUCAGAUUCCAAUAAUAUCUGCAGAUCAUCUUACUUGUCACAAGUAUGUGACCCAGAUGUAGACAUCUCAAGCAGAACAAUGAAACUGGAGUGUGCUGGUGUUCCGCAGUUAACCCUUCAUGCCUGUAACCAUGGAAAUAUAAUCUUUACAGGAGAUAUAUUUCUAAGCCUGUAACAUCCAGAACACCAGAAGACUCCAACUGACCUGUAAACUGUAGUGGUACUGACAUGCAUGAUCCUCUAGGAGGUCCAUUCUACACAACACCAAUACAGACAACAGCACUGGUGGGCCUUCCUACGGAGAGGAACUAUGCCAUCUACAGAACAUUACGGCCAGCCUUUAAGUCUGUGGAGACGUCAUCCAUUAACACACCGGACGCACUUUGAAUGUCAACGUGAGGAGAUAGUCACGCCCACUAGUUUGGUAUGUCAGCAGACCAAGACUCUCUUAUGUGUUGUUUCCCGGUUUUUUUUUUUCCUUAAUUGAUAUCAUUUUUUUUCAUGGUUUACACAAAACAAAGUUUUACACGUUGUAUUUUAAAUGAGAGGGGGGCGUUGGUUCUGUUAGUAUGAAAAAAUAUAUAUAUAUGCACUCACUAACUGUAAGUCGCUCUGGAUAAGAGCGUCUGCUAAAAUGUCUAAAAUGUAAAAAAUUGGGGAAUUAACAGGAAUAGUAACUAAUUGCCAUAUUAGACUGAAUGAAUUGUGCAUGUCUUGUUUGUAGAUGACUUGGUUCUUACAAGGCAAACUUGGUUGAAAUGGGUUAGCGGGCUUGGUGCCAAAAUGACAGCUGAAUUUUUUGAGUUUAUUACACCUUUGUGUUUUUUAAAUCACAUCCCAGCUUUACUAGAUCUGCUGCAAGCUACACGUAAAGUACCAUAGACUCUAUGUAUUUACAUUCCCGCUUAAAAAACAAAGUAUUCAAAGUCUCUAGUGUCUCUAGUGUCCUUGAACGUUUGCCUAAAGUUUGUAGUCAUUAACAGAUUACCCAUUCAUGGUCUUCGCCUCUUGGGUACGCAUUACCUACCUUAGGUUGUCUGAUUUACCUCUGGUCUUCUGUUGGUCUUCUUUUGACUUGCCUUGAGUGUAUUCCAUGGUGUGAGUCAGACAGAGAAGGAGUCUUGGUUCUGUUAGGACCUGGUGCUCUCUGUCUCUGGGUAUAGUCUAUAGACUAGUUGGUUCUGUAAGGACCCGGUCCUCUCUGUCUCUGGGUAUAGUCUAUAGACUAGUUGGUUCUGUAAGGACCCGGUCCUCUCUGUCUCUGGGUAUACUCUAUAGACUAGUUGGUUCUGUAAGGACCCGGUCCUCUCUGUCUCUGGGUAUAGUCUAUAGACUCUAGUUGGUUCUGUAAGGACCCGGUCCUCUCUGUCUCUGGGUAUAGUCUAUAGACUCUAGUUGGUUCUGUUAGGACCCGGUCCUCUCUGUCUCUGGGUAUAGUCUAUAGACUCUAGUUGGUUCUGUAAGGACCCGGUCCUCUCUGUCUCUGGGUAUAGUCUAUAGACUCUAGUUGGUUCUGUAAGGACCCGGUCCUCUCUGUCUCUGGGUAUAGUCUAUAGACUCUAGUUGGUUCUGUAAGGACCCGGUCCUCUCUGUCUCUGGGUAUAGUCUAUAGACUAGUUGGUUCUGUAAGGACCCGGUCCUCUCUGUCUCUGGGUAUAGUCUAUAGACUCUAGUUGGUUCUGUAAGGACCCGGUCCUCUCUGUCUCUGGGUAUAGUCUAUAGACUCUAGUUGGUUCUGUAAGGACCCGGUCCUCUCUGUCUCUGGGUAUAGUCUAUAGACUCUAGUUGGUUCUGUAAGGACCCGGUCCUCUCUGUCUCUGGGUAUAGUCUAUAGACUCUAGUUGGUUCUGUAAGGACCCGGUCCUCUCUGUCUCUGGGUAUAGUCUAUAGACUAGUUGGUUCUGUAAGGACCCGGUCCUCUCUGUCUCUGGGUAUAGUCUAUAGACUCUAGUUGGUUCUGUAAGGACCCGGUCCUCUCUGUCUCUGGGUAUAGUCUAUAGACUCUAGUUGGUUCUGUAAGGACCCGGUCCUCUCUGUCUCUGGGUAUAGUCUAUAGACUCUAGUUGGUUCUGUAAGGACCCGGUCCUCUCUGUCUCUGGGUAUAGUCUAUAGACUCUAGUUGGUUCUGUAAGGACCCGGUCCUCUCUGUCUCUGGGUAUAGUCUAUAGACUCUAGUUGGUUCUGUAAGGACCCGGUCUUCUCUGUCUCUGGGUAUAGUCUAUAGACUAGUUGGUUCUGUAAGGACCCGGUCCUCUCUGUGUCUGGGUAUAGUCUAUAGACUCUAGUUGGUUCUGUAAGGACCCGGUCCUCUCUGUCUCUGGGUAUAGUCUAUAGACUAGUUGGUUCUGUAAGGACCCGGUCCUCUCUGUCUCUGGGUAUAGUCUAUAGACUCUAGUUGGUUCUGUAAGGACCCGGUCCUCUCUGUCUCUGGGUAUAGUCUAUAGACUCUAGUUGGUUCUGUAAGGACCCGGUCCUCUCUGUCUCUGGGUAUAGUCUAUAGACUCUAGUUGGUUCUGUAAGGACCCGGUCCUCUCUGUCUCUGGGUAUAGUCUAUAGACUCUAGUUGGUUCUGUAAGGACCCGGUCUCACUCGUGGUGGAGACUCUAAAAAAGGAAUGAUAGAAUGAAGCACAGUUGAAAGUUGCAUGAUAAACCAAAUCGCCGAGAGGAGUGAGAAGUUUCAAAGAGUUUCAGGGUGGCUUACGGUUGAGUUGCCAUGUCAGUUUUAAAAUGGUAUUGUUCGUAUUUUAUUACAAUUUAUUCAUUGUUUUGUUUUUGUUUUAUAUUAAGUACAGUGCAUAUAGUCUAUGACAUAUAAGAGAACUUGUGAAAACAAUUAAAUGUGUGAUAGUAGGUAUAUUUUUGGAUAGAUACAGCCAAAGGUUUGUUUAUCUUGUGUUUCUUUUAAAUGACGGGGAGGGCUAGUGGAGACAAAAUCAAAGAUAAAGUUAUGUAUUGACGAGUGGGGGAGUGCAGAGUAGUUUUCUAAAAACUGCUUCUGCAUUGCAUCGUGGGUGUUUCUUGGAGCAUAUUGAUUGAUGGCAUGAUGGUAUGAAAGAGUUGGGAAAAGUUUGACCUGAUUGUAUUACUCAUCCAAAGCCUUAGAAAACACCACGGGGUCGGGAACAACUGAUACAUGCCAUUUCAAAUCGUCCUCUUGCCUAACCCAUGCUAUUGUGUCACCACACAGAGCUUUCUUGCUGUAUAUGAUUGUUGCUUAUGUCUUUCUUUCACUGAAAACAUUUAUUUGUUGUUGAGUUAAGUCGUGGAAGAAGAUGAAUGUGUUAUUUCAUUUUGUUUAAUUCACGGAUUACAUUUUGGAUAUUUAGUUAAAGGUGUUUUGGUUUACUAGAUUUUUACCAGUAACUUUUUUAGGAUGCUGAAUAUUAGGUAAUGUGUGUGUUUUUGUGUUCUUCAUACCAUAUUUAGUUUUCUGAAAUGUAAUGUAACACUGAUUUGAAUAUUUACUGUAGUGUUAUUUUCUGUGAACUGUAAGAAUUUUGUUAAUUUCUUGUCUGUUUGAGUUCUUUGAACAAAUAUAUUUUAUAUGGGUAUCUGACAUUGAAGAAAUACUAGAACAAUGAGGUCUGCUGUGACAACCCUCACCGACCAUGGAGUAAUAUUUUAAUGAUCGUCUGGGUUGUAGCUAGUCACUCUUAUAAAGGGGAAAAUAUUAUAAAGAAAUCUCGUUCUUAGAUGUGUAGAUAAAACAAGUAAUUUUCUACUGUAUUCAUUUCAAAUAGAAACUAUUGUUUUGAAUGUUUUAAAUCUCCCUGGAAGUCAGGCCAUGUUGAAAACCUAGUUGCAUAUUUGAUCACUCUUAGGGGGCGUUGUAGUUGAGGUCAGGUGUCUGAUCUCUUUACUUAACCCGCUAACAAACGAGGGGAAACCUAGGUGACGAAGGUUGACUUUUUUGCACUUCUGUACAUAGUCAAAAACAAAAGAGAGAAUUAUGUAUAAUAUUGAGAUCUUAUUUUGAAUAAAAAAGUAUCAAUAACUACACGAAACUUUGCUAGGAUAAUAAACAAAAUAAUGAAAGGCUGAAACAAAGCUGUUCUCACUCUGUAGCCCUUUCAGAAAAGGCAACGUGUUCCUCUUCUUUAUUUUGUCAGCGGCUUGUAGUUUUCCAGGAAACCUUCGGGUGGUGGUGUGCACUAACCACCGGAGAAAAGGGCACGACUGGGGUUGUCUCGUGUCAUGGCCACACCCUUCCAGGCCCAACCAAUCAAAACAAGUCCUGUUUUAGCCAGAGUAAUGCAUGUUAAAGGAGAAUGACAUAUACUUUUUUUAAAGAACUAGUUCACAACAGAGUAAUAUUGAAUAAGUCGACAUGUUACACAGCAUUUACAGUAGACAGUAUAAUAUCAAUGUAAUGGACUAACAGAAAAAGAAAAAAAGAAAAAGAAAUUAUUAAAAAGAUUCGUAAGAAUCUCACUUCAAGAGUAAUAACACCUACAGUAAAUACAGUACAUAGAACACAAACGCCAUAGCUGUCAGUAAGUUUCUUUCUGUUUAGAAGCAAUGCUUCUGGUUGAUGAAAUGGACAAAAAACAUGAAAGUAGUUUGCCAGGUAAACUAUUGGGGAACCUAUAAAACAGUUCUCGAUUUCUGUGUUACGCAUGGGCUUCAACGUUAGUCCAAACCGGUGAUGUGACUUUUUUCAUCUGUCACGAGCACAUGCCUGAUGUUAUGAUAUGAUGUAAUCUGAACUUUACGUUUUCUCAGCUUGUCGUGCUAAAACGAUGUAUUCUGUCUGCCUAUGUACUGUUGUCUUCUGCUAACGUUUGUCUCUGCUUAUUUUAUUGUUCAGGGCCCCCUGAAAGGAUUUGCGCCAUGUAGCCAGAUGUCCACCUCCUCUGCAAAGCACGUGCUAUGUAAGCCACAAUCUAAAGCCAUAAUAUAUUUUCCAUUAAAAAAUGAAUCAGUGUCGAGUUAACAGUAUUCAUAAGAAUGAAGGUGCAUGAUUGGUUGGCCAUUGACAUUUUUGGUCUACCGUUUAUAAAGCUGGUUUUAACAAAGUUUGAGCGAUUGGUGAAGAUGCACUGUGCUAACUUGGAAGGGAUUGUUUGACUGGCAAUGGCUAUCAUGUGGGAAUCCUUUCACCGGGGUUCUAAUGCUUUAUAUGAUUCUAGCUGUUGAGAAUAAAAUAAAAAUGUAAUAAAAAUAUAUACAUUCAGUAAAAUAAAAGUGAAU